AUGGACAACUUUGAUCUUCCAAGGGGUAGUGUGCACCGGCCGGGGCGGACAUCAUGGGUUGUGGGGGCAUCGUACGUCUUCGACUGGGUUGUCCUCGCGGCCUUCGGAGCUGUUGGCUAUGUCCUUGGCCACAUUACGCCGAACAAGAGGCCCUUCUCGCUUGAUGAUCGCAACAUUGCUUUCCCGUUCACCGAGGAAGAAACGGUACCUGCGUGGCUCGCGACAAUCAUCUCCGUCUUUGGGCCCAUAGUAUUCAUCACCAUCAUCUCCCUCGUCUUCGUUCCCGGCGCGACAGUGCCCCGUGGCACGCCUUCGAGGUUGAUAUGGCAGCGCAGACUUUGGGAGUUGCACAUUGGCCUUCUGGGUCUGGCCUUGUCCAUGUGCGCUUCUUGGUUCAUCACCAACGCCAUGAAAAAUCUGUUCGGAAAGCCUCGUCCUGAUCUGCUGUCGCGAUGCCAGCCCGACCUGGAGAAUCUGAACAAGUAUCUGAUCAGUGCGACGAAGACUUUUGGGGAUAUAGCGACCAUGGCCGGCAAGCUUGUCGAUCCUUCGAUUUGCAAGAAUCCAGACAAAUCAAAGCUGGAUGACGGGUUCAGAAGCUAUCCUAGUGGCCAUUCUAGCUCCGCUGCUGCAGGUCUGAUCUACCUCUCCCUCUUCAUCGCGAGCAAGUUCGCCAUCACGAUCCCCUUCGUUCCUCCGAGCGGGGCCACCGAUGCAGCCGCCUUCACAGCUUUUCCUUCGCGCACCCGACUCCCGAAUAUCAAGGUCUCAGCCCCCGACUCCUACGAAAUGACCUCGCGCGACCCUACAACCCAUACCAACUCUUCGCUUGAGUCCAACCCGGGCCCCAAGGGCGUUUCACGCCAUAACCAGACCAUCUUCGCCGUCCGUCGCCAAGCCGCCGCGCCACCCAUCUACCUGCUCGUGCUGGCCGUGCUGCCCUUCUUCGCAUCCGUAUACAUUGCCGGCUCACGCUGGUGGGACUUUCGUCACCAUGCCUUCGAUAUCCUAUUCGGGUAUGGCAUCGGCACUAUUAGCGCUUUCUUCGCCUUCUACUACUAUCAUUUACCCAUCUCGACGGGCGCUGGUUGGGCCUGGGGUCCACGCAGCGCCGAAAAAGCGUUCUGGGCUGGUGUUGGCAGCUCGAGCUAUGCCACGGACCAUUUGCGUGGAGAGUACCGGAGAGGCGACGAAGAGGAGGCUCUGCCCGUUGUGGCGACCCAUGAACACGAGCAGCGUGACCGCCGUGACGCAGAGAGGGAUCCGGCUCCAUUUGUGACCCGUGACACAGGGCUCAGCACUGCCUCGUCGGUUGCCAUGAGCAUGCCCGGGUCACGGAAGCCAACACUGGAGUUAGAUAGCCGAGAAACAAGUUAUAGGGGAGCCGGUGAUAGGAUUUGA
This is a messenger RNA of Thermochaetoides thermophila DSM 1495, 1401 nucleotides long. Its product is annotated as acid phosphatase-like protein. Gene Ontology annotation, biological process: phospholipid metabolic process. The transcript has 3 exons. Gene Ontology annotation, molecular function: phosphatidate phosphatase activity. Lineage: Eukaryota; Fungi; Ascomycota; Sordariomycetes; Sordariales; Chaetomiaceae. Bases 1 to 1401 code for a protein of 466 amino acids. The record is from RefSeq and is a predicted model, not a curated record.